Messenger RNA from Centropristis striata (black sea bass), 976 nucleotides. Its product is annotated as four and a half LIM domains protein 2-like. The record is from RefSeq and is a predicted model, not a curated record. The transcript is spliced from 5 exons. Gene Ontology annotation, cellular component: nucleus; Z disc. Gene Ontology annotation, molecular function: transcription coregulator activity. The coding region runs from base 4 to 843 and encodes 279 amino acids. Lineage: Eukaryota; Metazoa; Chordata; Actinopteri; Perciformes; Serranidae.
AGAAUGGCCGAGCCCUACGACUGCACAGAGUGUAAGGAGUCCCUGUACGGGAGGAAGUACAUCCUGAAGGAGGAGAACCCGUACUGCGUGGCGUGCUACGAGGCUCUUUUCUCCAGCAGCUGUGAAGUGUGCCAGAAGGUCAUUGGCUGCACUAGCAAGGAUCUGUCAUACAAGGACCGCCACUGGCACAGCGACUGCUUCCUCUGCAUCAUGUGCAGCAGGUCUCUGGUCGAUCGGCCUUUUGCCACCAAGGAUGAAAUGCCGAUGUGCAUCGAGUGCUACAGCAACGAGUACUCCUCCAAGUGCCAUGCAUGCCUGAAGACCAUCAUGCCAGGCUCCAAAAAGAUGGAGCAUAAGGGCAACAGUUGGCACGAGAACUGCUUCACCUGCAACCGUUGCCAGCAGCCCAUCGGCACCAGGAGCUUCGUCCAGAAGGACGCCUGCAACUACUGCCUGCCGUGCUAUGAGAAGCAGUUCGCCAUGCAGUGCGUCAACUGCAAGAAGCCCAUCACCACUGGAGGAGUGAACUACCGUGACCAGCCCUGGCAUAAGGAGUGCUUCGUCUGCAUUGGCUGCAAGCAGCAGCUGGCCGGCCAACGAUUCACCUCCCGAGACGACUUCGCCUACUGCCUUGACUGCUUCUGCAACCUGUUUGCCAAGAAAUGUGCCUACUGCACCACCCCGAUCAGCGGUCUCGGGGGCAGCAAGUACAUCUCGUUCGAGCAGCGGCAGUGGCACAACGACUGCUUCAACUGCAAACGGUGCUGCGUGUCUCUGGUGGGUCGAGGCUUCCUGACGUGCAAAGACGACAUCCUCUGCCCCGACUGCAUCAAAGACCUCUGAGUCCGCUCCACGCCAGAAAAAGAGUUCAUCCAAGUCGGCUGCGAGUCAGAAAAGCACUGGCAGUGUUGUCACCUAACCCAUCUUUUACUGGUUUCUCACACAUUAACCUACUCUUACAGCUGAGGUGUGUUCU